CUUAAUACGCCUCAGGAAUGUGCUAAACUCAGGUAUGUUUGUCACGUUGCCUCAGGUGAGGUCACGUGACAUGCGGCUUGUUUUUUUCCCUCCCCAAUGUGACGUCAUUAGGCGCACUCGAGUAUCGAUCAAUAAUGAUGAAUCUUAGAACAUGUGUCCAGUAGAGUGGAAAGAAAUGAAGCUGCACCUUAUUCUAUUAGGCUGGGGGUUUUAGCGAGGGGUACAAAAGUAUGGCCCUGAAGACAUCCCCAUUCCCCAACCCGUGUGCUGAGGGCAUCCAUGCAGCUGGAUGGGCAUUGAUUCUACCAUGUUUUUGGUUUCUUGACCGCCUCAUCGCCGUGUGCAAGUUGACCACCCUCGAACGGCAGCAAGAGGACACGUGCUACCUCUUCCCCCUUAAGGUCUUCUUUGGCUCCAUCGUCUUCUUCACUUUGUUUAUCGUGACUUCACCCAUAGCCUUGCUGGGCUUCCUGCUAUGGGCCCCGCUGCAAGCGUGCCGCCGACCUUUCUGCUACCACAGAGAGACUGCGUCACUCCAGAGUGAAACGCAAAGGGGCUUCGAGCUGGAGGGAAAGGCUUCGUUUGUCUUCGCGUCGGCCAACUUAUGUCUUCUCCCCGACAGUCUUGCUCGCUUUAACAACCUGGGGCACACCCAGCAAAGGGCCACGGCAAUCGGCGAGUGUAUCGCUCAGGGUGUCGGCCGACCCAACAUUCGCAUCUUUAUCGACUCCCCCAGCAGCUGUGGCACUAUGAGCCCCUCCAACAGUGUGGCCCCUGCAACUAACGCCUCUGAAUAUGGUGAUACGAAGAGAGCGACUUCAAACCCAAUGUCACACAGUGAUGUGGUUGAUAUACCUUUUGGGGAUACAAAAGAAACCUCUCCGUCCUUCCAGCACAACUUUAACCAGAACUCCAACCAGCAGGGCGACGAGGGCCAGCACAGUGCCUCCCGCACUUUGCGUUCCCAGGGACUCUGCACGUUGGAUGACGUACCGUGGGAAGUGUCCACCAUGUUCCCGUCCAAUGUGGACAUUCUCUGCCUAGAGGAGGUGUUUGAUAAGCGGGCUGCAAAGAAACUCACCAGUGCGCUAAGUCCUUUGUUUGCACACAUACUCUACGACAUAGGGGGGUACGCCUGUCAACCUCCGUGCAGCUGUUCUUCUUUUAAGUUCUUCAACAGCGGCCUCUUCCUGGCCAGUCGAUUCCCCAUCUUGGAGGCCCAGUAUCACUGCUUUCCCAACAGUAAAGGUGAAGAUUCUUUAGCUGCCAAAGGCCUCCUCUCCACUAAGGUGCUAAUUGGGAAAAACCAGAAGCAGAAGAAAGUAACUGGUUAUUUCAACUGUAUACACCUUCAUGCACCAGAAGGUGAAGGAGCAAUCCGCUGUGAGCAGCUAAACAUGGUCACAAAGUGGAUUAGUGAUUUCCAAGCGGCCAACAGACAGCCUGAUGAGGAAGUGGUUUUUGAUGUUCUCUGCGGCGACUUUAACUUUGACAACUGCUCACCAGAUGACACUUUGGAACAGAAUCACAAUCUCUUUGAGGAGUACAAAGACCCUUGCAGAGCAGGGCCAGGGAAAGAGAAGCCCUGGGUCAUUGGGACUCUGCUGGAGCAGCCAACACUGUAUGAUGACAAUGUGAACACCCCAGAAAAUCUACAAAGGUGCUUGCUCAGUGUAACAUUGGAAAAUGACAUGCUGAGAAAGCGUUAUAUCUGCCCGCCCGUACCCGCCACAGGCUCGCCAUUGGUUUACCCUGAAACUGACCAGCCGUGGAUUGGACGACGGAUUGAUUAUAUCCUAUUCCGGGAAAAAUCCAUCUCCAAGCACUGUCAAACCGAGGUGGAAGAGGUAUCAUUUAUAACCCAGCUGGCUGGCCUGACGGACCAUAUUCCUGUGAGCUUAAGACUGAAUGUCAGAAUGGAUUCAUAAAUUUGUUCAUAAGUUAGAUCUAUGUAUGAUCAUAAUUCAGUUUCAAAGAAAGGGAACAAAAAGUACUGAAAAAUAAACUGCUGUAUAGCCAUAAUAAAUGUAUGUUUACAUGAUGUAUUUUGAUUUAAAUCUUAAUGUGGAUGGACUGACUGGAAAUCUCUGUAAAAUAUCUCAGGUGGUGUUUGUAUGGGGUUCUCUGAAUACUGGCAGUAUUCACCUUUGCACAUUUAGGCUUCUUAUGAAAUUUUGUAUACGUUUUGUUAAUUUCAUUACAAAAUAUAGCUAAGCAAAUAAAUAAUUGCUGUACAACAUUGUGUAUAAUUAUUUACAAUACCUAUUAUUUUGUCUGUUUCCCUGCUGACAAUGUGACACUUUUCUUUCGUCUAAAAGACAUUUCUUGACUGUCAUAGCCUGAAGAACUGGCAUGACCAGAAACUGAUUUCCACUUGUCGCAGUUGAACCUAACCAGGAUUUCAGAGGAAACAAUACAGUGCUGGCCAAAAGUAUUGGCACCCUUGAAAUUCUGUCAGAUAAUGCCCAGUUUCUCUCAGAAAAUGAUUGCAAUUACCAAUGUUUUGGUAGUAAUAUCUUCAUUUAUUUUUCUUGGAAUGAAAAAACACAAAAGAGAAUGGGGACAUUUUUUUUUUUUUUAAAUCAUUAUCGUUUUGCACAAAACUCCAAAAAUGGGCUUGACAAAAAUAUUGGCACCCUUUGAAAAAUCAUGUGAUGCUUCUCUAAUUUGUGUAAUUAAGUUCCUUUUACUUACCUGUGGCAAUAACUAAAUCACACUUGCAGCCAGUUAAAAUGGAUUAAAAUUGACUCAACCUCUGUCCUGUGUCCUUGUGUGUACCACAUUGAGUAAGGAGAAAAGAAGAUUAUGUACUGUCUGAGGACUUAAGAAGCAAAAUUGUGAGAAAGCAUGGGCAAGCUCAAGGCUACAAAUCCAAUUCCAAAGACCUAAAUGUUCCUGUGUCUACCGUGCGCAAUGUCAUCAAUAAGUGUAAAGCCCAUGGCACUGUGGCUAAUCUCCCUAGAUGUAGACUGAAAAGAAAAAAUGACAAGAGAUUUCAAAAAAAGAUUGUGCGGAGGGUGGAUGAAGUACCUCGACUAACAUCAAAACUAGUUAAGUUUGGAGAAGGCACCCUUCAAAUCUCAGACCUGGAGCAGUUGGCUGAAGAAGAAUGGUCUAAA
Molecule: messenger RNA, 3119 nt
Organism: Corythoichthys intestinalis (scribbled pipefish)
Lineage: Eukaryota; Metazoa; Chordata; Actinopteri; Syngnathiformes; Syngnathidae
Gene: smpd5
Product: sphingomyelin phosphodiesterase 5
Exons: 8
Coding region: 231-1928 (565 amino acids)
Biological process (GO): sphingomyelin metabolic process
Cellular component (GO): cytoplasm; extracellular region
Molecular function (GO): sphingomyelin phosphodiesterase activity
Source: RefSeq, a predicted model, not a curated record